This is a messenger RNA of Leptosia nina, 5841 nucleotides long. The record is from the annotation of a GenBank genome assembly. Lineage: Eukaryota; Metazoa; Arthropoda; Insecta; Lepidoptera; Pieridae.
AUGUCUUGGAUGAAGCGGGCGCAGGGUGGGCCUCCCUCGACGCCUCGCCCGGGGCCCGAGCAGCUGCAGUACAAUUCGGGCCAGCCAUAUGGUACCCAACAAAAUGUGUACCAGAACUAUCAACCUGGCCAAACUGUACAACAACAACAAACCUGGCCAGUGCAGAACCAACAGCAGCAAUAUAACCAACAAUAUGGCCAAGUAUAUCAACAACAAGCAUUUGGCAACAAUCCUAACGAGUUUUACCAACAAUAUAACCAGAAUUAUACCAAUCAAAAUUAUGAUCAAAUGCAACAGGCUACAGGGUAUCAACAAAAUUAUUACCAGAACACUCAACCUCCACAACCUAUUUAUUCACAAAAUGUUCCAAAAAACGAUGCCUGGGAAGACAAUUGGGGCUGGGGUUGGGAUGAAGCAUCUAAGCAAAACCAAAAUAAUGUUAGCCAGGCACAGCCUCCCGUGCAAGCUGCACAAGAACCUGUGUUAAAUCAAAAUGCUAAUAUUAUUGAAGAAAGUUUUUCAGCUACUGAUAACUGGAAUUGGACUAUGGACAAUAGAAGUGAUAUCAAAGAACAGAACACUUCAACAGUGCCUUCAGGUUCCAGUAGGGAGAAAAUUGCUGCUGUUUUUGCCAGUUCAAAUCAGACAGGUGCAAAUGUAAUCUCAAAUAGAAGCCAAGAGAAUUUAAAUGAUGUGCGACCCCAGUCCAAUGCUGAAGAAGUAAAAACACUGAAUGAUAGAGAAGUAAUUAAAGAGGAAAUGCCUAACUUGGCAUUGGGGAAAAGACUUCACUUAGAGAACUUGACUCCCCAAUGGUCUAUUGAGUCACAAAUGUCUCAGGAUUCAAGUGAUGGACCACUUACUCACUCUGAAGAUACACAUAGUGCUCAAACCAGUGAAAAUCCCUCUAGAAAUUCUGGCAAAAGCAGUCCAGGUCCUAAUACAGAAACCAAAAGCUUUAAUUAUUCACAAACUCUUAGCGAGGUUACAAAUCAAAUUAGUGAAUUUACAAAGUCUAUAGAACAACAAUCACUGUCUUUAAAUGAUGUCAAACCAGAAAUUAAUAAUGACCUUUCUCAAUCUAUGAGUGCAAUGAAUAUAAGUAGACAUGAUCCUUACGAAGAAAAUAUUGACAGUGGAGCUAGUGAUACUUUCCAUUUCAUGCCACCAACUCAGAUGCCCUCCCAGAGUGUCAAUCAGACUCACUCACCCAUACCCCCAAAUACAAAUUCUAACUCGAGGCAGUCCCCAAUGCCUGCUUCGUCGAACUUGAAACAGAGACAAUCACCCAUGCCUCCUCCACCUCCAGUAACAGCUACUAUUCAAACUCCAGUACCUCCUGUAUCAAUUCAAUCUGUUAACCAACCCCCUCGGAGCACUAAUCCAUCUUUACCAUUAACUUCCCAAACUUCAUCCUUACCUCAUCCAAAUACUUCUAUGGCACCACCUAUAAAUUUUCCACCAUCUACAUCUAAUCCCUUCAAACAUGCUGGACCAUUUUCACACAAAAGUAAUGUAAAACUGCCCCACAAUAAUUCAUUGUCAACUGCCCAGGCUCCAAUUGCUAAUGCAGCUGGUCUAGUGUCCCCUGCCGUUGUUAACAAGGUGUCUCAUGAAAGAAUAUCUGUUGGAUAUGGGGCUAAUUUGGAAACUACGCCAGAUAACUCAGAAAGACCUGAUCAACCCCAUACUGGGUUAUAUAGACCAACUUCUGUCCCCCAACAAGUGCCUGAAAAUCUAGAAGUGGCUCCACAGAAUGAUAGGAAUGAGUAUUUACAAACAGCUCAUCUGUCAGGGAGUGAUUAUGGAGAGAAUACUGAUUUUAGUCGACCACCACCUCCUGGUCCACGCAGGAUGGGCGUUGGCCAACAGGAAGUCGAAUAUAACCAAGGUCUUAAUAUAUCUGGCGAAGAGCCGCCUCCUGGUCUCGCUCGCAUGGUUCCUGGCCAACAGACAGAAUCAGAGAGCAUUUACAAUCAGUCAAGCGAAGCAUAUAUGGAUCGGCACAUCGAUGGACAACCUACAGAUAACAUUGUCAGACCAUAUCGACGCGUAGACGGUCAAGUGACGUCCGACGAUUACGCUCAACUUUCGGCGGGCAGAGGUGGAGAGAGGAGGCCAGUUGGACUUGACAGAAUGGUGCCAGGAGAGCCUAGCAACGACGAAUAUUCACAAUUCCAAAACACGAACUAUAGCGGCAGUAACGAUCAACGCGUGGUGACGGGUGUGGACAACGACUUCCCCGUAAUAUCUGGAGGAGGAAUGUCCGAAGUCCGCGAACAGAACGUCGACGGCUCAGAUUACACUGAACAGAACCCAAGGACCAACGCCCGGAAUUUGAUAGGAGCACAUGAAGCUAGCAACAAUACUUCCCCAGAGUUCAAUGUAUCCCUUGAUGAUCACCAGAGGGAGAUAACAAUGGAGGGGGAAAAUUUACAGGACCUAAGCGUAAUCUCCUCGGCCGACUUGUCUUUUAGGGAGCAUGCUUACGAUAACGCUAACGUCAAUCUCGAUUCCGGGAUUGAAAGGCACGAAGCUGUGUCUGAAUACCAGGCGAACGAUUCCGGUAGACAGUCGCAGAAUCGAAGCUCCGGGGAAGAUUCUGACGGUGGAAGAGGAUACAAAGCAUCGCCGCGGAAAGAUCUCGAUAAACAUAAAACGUCGAGAGAACGCGAUAGAGACUCGCGGUAUUCGAGAGACGACCGAAAAUACGAACGAGAUUUGGAACGACGGCCGGCUGACGAGAGGCGUUCGGAGAGAGGAGAGAGAGACAGGCGGGACCAGAAAAGAGAUGGUGACAAGCCGCGACGCGACAGAGACGAAAGCCCGGACACGCGCAGACAUAGGCGCAGUGUGCGCAGUCGACGCUACGAGACAGAGGACACGGACUAUUACAGCGAUAGAGACAGGGAUCGUAGACGAUACCGCGAAGGUUCAUACACUUCUUCAAAGCCACCGCGUGCGGACGACAAGGACAGGAGAUACGAUGAGAGGCGGCGCUACAACACGAUAGAGCGAGAGAGGAGGCACGAGGAAGACCGAGAGCGGAGGCGGCAUCGAGACCGCUACGAACGUCGCUACAGGGACAUCGACCCUGCUAGAAAGGGAGGUACUUUGCGCCGAGAGAGACACGACGACGAGAAAAGGAGAGGCGAUACAUAUUCGUCGGGGUCUCGAGCUGGUUCUCGUGAGGCCACCGCCACUGAUGAAGACCCGGAUGAGCCCAGGCGCCCUAGAGAAGAGAGGAGAAGGCACCGAACGAGGCCAGACCCGGCUUAUGAUGAAUAUGCCGGCGAUCCAUACGCGAUGCAGCGUCAACAGUACGAGUAUUAUGAGAGACUGCGGCGUAGUGACCCGGCAGCCUAUAUGCGAAUCUACAAACAGAUUAUGGCCGGAGCCCUCCAUCAGCCGGCUUAUGCCCCUCAUCAUCGUUAUCCAGGUUACGAGUUACUGGGCGAGGAAAGGGGUAGCGUGCAUUCUGGACACUCCAGUGCAAACGGCUUAAAAGGACAUGACGCGUACUACGGAUCAGCGGGUGGCCUAUUGCGCGCGCCGCCGUCAUUCCGCACUGGUUUCUCAGACAGAGAAGUGACGACAGACGCCUCUCUCAACCUUCAACUGGAAGAGUCAACAAUUCGAUCGGAGCGAAUGACCCCCUUCAAGUACUCGACUGCUCAUAUUAAGGGUUCGCUCGGUGCUGGAGCCCUAGUGGUGGUCCGCGCCGCUUACCCUGCUGAUGGAAGACCAGCUCCAGUGCGUCUCUUACCGUUGGCUUCGCUACUGGCUGCCGAUCCUUUUACCCAAGAGCUGAACUCGCUACCAGGGCCUCUGGUUACAGGUGUAACUCACAAGAAGAGUGUGAUAGAGUAUUGCAAAGCGCGCAUCAAGUCCGCCGAGGGGCGGGGCGAAGCGCAACGUGACGUCACCGGGUACGUCCUUGUCUGGGAGCUACUGGCAUUGCUGUUGCGACAAAAUGGGGUGGUAAUGGGUUCGGAUAUUGCUGAGCUGCUGAUGAAGAACACGAAGGAGUACGAGCACAGAGUCCCCUCAGUUGAUAGUGGACCUUCUGGAUCCUUAGCCGCGUCCUCAGCAAGUCUGAAUUACGAGGAGGAAGCCGCUGAUGUCCAGAUCACUCCACCUCCACCACCACCAUGUCCUGCUGAAAUGGAAAGUGUCGUAGAUGAAAAGCAGGCCGUGGAAAAGCUUCGUGAACUCCUCGUGUGUGGAAGCCAACAAGAGGCGCUCGAAUGGGCAAUGAACUCGGGCUUGUGGGGCCACGCCCUCCAGCUGGCGGCUUACAGCGAGCGUCGUGUCCGUGCUAGCGUUUGCGCACGAUUUGUGUCGUCGCUGGCUCCCGCUGACCCAUUACACACUCUCUACGCUACUAGAGCUGCACGUGCGCCACCUGCUGCUACUUGUGUCUCGGAGCCCCGAUGGGGUGACUGGAGGCCCCACGUGGCCAUAUUACUCGCGAACCCGUCGAGCAAACCCGAUCAGGACAGAAAAACCAUUACACAGUUUGGCGAUACUCUAGCGGCGCGCGGUCUACUCUACUCUGCGCAGUUUUGCUAUCUGACAGCUGGUGUACCCUUCUCCCCUCACCCUCUUGCACCUUAUUCGGCGCCGACUCAAGCCACGCCCACUCUGCCACGCCUCUCGUUGCUAUUAGCAGAUGGCAAAGCAAGUUUCCUAUCGCACUUCGCCACAAACCAGGCGAUAUUUGCGACAGAGAUAUACGAGUACGCUAUCUCGCUCAGUCAGGAAUAUAUCAUCAACGAGUUGCAGGUAUACAAGUUCCUCUUAGCAACGCGGCUAGCGGAAUGCGGGGAAUGCGAACGCGCUUUGCGUUACACCGAGCAAAUCGGCCGAGCGGUUAUAGCGAACGCGAACCACUUCCCGAAUAAGUUCGUCACUGCGCUCGCAGAACUCGCUGAAAGGUUAAAAUAUCACGAUCCGUCGUUCGGCGCUGAUGUGGCCAGCGAAGAGGGUCCCGGUGGAGAAGACAGUGGUCAACCAUCGCCACGACACCAUCUUUGGAUUCAAGAUGUGCGCAACAUCGCUAUGGCCGAGGCUUCGCAACAGGUGACGCCACAACACCAACCGCAACCGGAGCCCUACCAUCAUGAACAUAACUGGGCAGAGCAGACACUUCAAGCGCAACCCGAUUACCCGGAACUGCAACAACCACAUUCACAGGAGACCACACAACUUCCACAACAGCAACAAGACUACAGCCAGUACUACCAACAAACUGACCCUGCUGCCGUACCCGCGUCUGCACCAGACAAUGACUACACCUAUGGGGGUGGGGCCGAAGACUACACUUACGGUGGUGGAGAUUGGGUGCGCAGUGACGGUACUCAGUACGCCGAUCCUUACUGGAAGGGGGAUUCCACUUACCAAUAUGGAGAGCGCGCGCGCGGGUUGCGGCGCCGCGGCCCUCCCGCACCUCGCGCCGCCCGUCCAUCGCCGCGCCCCGCCCUCAGUGCGGGUGAUUCGCCGCUCUUCCGGCCGCUCGUCUUUGGCGGGACGUAUCCGAUUGACGAGCCCUGUGACCCGCCCACUUCUGAAGAAGACGACGCCGCAGCGGAGGGUCCUGACGAAACGGAGCGUCUACGGGACACGAUGCGCAUAUUUGAGACAAUGCUCGCCCGCCGCGCAAACAUGUACCGCCGUGGGUACCGGAGGGGUGGUGCUCGAUCCCCCCAGACGUUUGAUAUAGAUGAACCCCUUGACCCGACGGACACGCCCUCCCAAGCCUAUUUCAGAGAGAGAGAUGCGAGGUACUACGUCGCCGGGCCCAAGACCUUUGAUAUAGACGAACCGUUCAUCAUCGAUUAA